AUGCACUUCCCGGCGGCUUUCGUUGCUGCGGUCGCAUUGGCUCUCGGCCCUGCGACCGCGUGGACGUUCAACGCGUCGAACGGGACCUCAGCGGGCGAGAAGGGGGACGUCCACGUGCCGCUGUACCGCUCGUGGACCAUCUCGAGCUUUGCCCAGCUAGAGCAGCUGUACCUGGCACUCCCCGGCCGUGUGUUUGUCCAGCUCGACCCAUCGCUGUUGCCAGAGACCGACGCGCCUGCCGAUCGAGCUCCUUCUGUGCCGGGUGUGGUGGAUGGAUUCACGCCGGGUGUCAAGCCUGGAUUCGUGCCGGGCGUCGAGCCUGGAUUCAUCCCUGGAUCAUCGCCAUCUGGUGACUCGAAGUCGUCUGCCGAUGCCCCCGCGGCUAAGGCUGCUGCUGCUGCUAUUCCAGGCGUUGUAUCUGGAGUCACGCCGGGCGUCGAGCCUGGAUUCGUGCCGGGCGUCGAGCCUGGAUUCAUCCCUGGAUCAUCGCCAUCUGGUGACUCGAAGUCGUCUGCCGAUGCCCCCGCGGCCAAGGCUGCUGCUGCUAUUCCAGGCGUUGUAUCUGGAGUCACGCCGGGUGUCAAGCCUGGAUUCGUGCCGGGCGUCGAGCCUGGAUUCAUCCCUGGAUCAUCGCCAUCUGGUGACUCGAAGUCGUCUGCCGAUGCCCCCGCGGCCAAGGCUGCUGCUGCUAUUCCAGGCGUUGUGUCUGGAGUCACGCCGGGCGUCAAGCCUGGAUUCGUGCCGGGCGUCGAGCCUGGAUUCAUCCCUGGAUCAUCGCCAUCUGGUGACUCGAAGUCGUCUGCCGAUGCCCCCGCGGCCAAGGCUGCUGCUGCUAUUCCAGGCGUUGUGUCUGGAGUCACGCCGGGUGUCGAGCCUGGAUUCGUGCCGGGCGUCGAGCCUGGAUUCAUCCCUGGAUCAUCGCCAUCUGGUGACUCGAAGUCGUCUGCCGAUGCCCCCGCGGCCAAGGCUGCUGCUGCUAUUCCAGGCGUUGUGUCUGGAGUCACGCCGGGUGUCGAGCCUGGAUUCGUGCCGGGCGUCGAGCCUGGAUUCAUCCCUGGAUCAUCGACAUCUGGUGACUCGAAGUCGUCUGCCGAUGCCCCCGCGGCCAAGGCUGCUGCUGCUAUUCCAGGCGUUGUGUCUGGAGUCACGCCGGGCGUCAAGCCUGGAUUCGUGCCGGGCGUCGAGCCUGGAUUCAUCCCUGGAUCAUCGCCAUCUGGUGACUCGAAGUCUUCUGCCGAUGCCCCCGCGGCUAAGGCUGCUGCUGCUGCUAUUCCAGGCGUUGUAUCUGGAGUCACGCCGGGCGUCGAGCCUGGAUUCGUGCCGGGCGUCGAGCCUGGAUUCAUCCCUGGAUCAUCGCCAUCUGGUGACUCGAAGUCGUCUGCCGAUGCCCCCGCAGCCAAGGCUGCUGCUGCUAUUCCAGGCGUUGUAUCUGGAGUCACGCCGGGUGUCAAGCCUGGAUUCGUGCCGGGCGUCGAGCCUGGAUUCAUCCCUGGAUCAUCGCCAUCAUCGAGCCCGGGCCUGGUCGAAUCCGGGCCUGACGCGAAUGACACGAAGUUGGUAGGCAAAGCCAUCGAUGUUCCGGCCAUGAUAUUGCGCCACCAUCGCCACCGCCACCAUCGCUGCGAGCACGAUUGCGACGACCGCUCGCAUGAUGAAGAGGAAUUGGUGGCCAGGAUUGUAGUCUCGAGCAAUUCGAGCGACUUGUUGAACAGCAUUGAAAUCGUCCCGCUGCACCCUGGCCGCAACGACGGGAUCAAACUUCAGCUGAAGAACGAAGACGCGUUGGUCGAAGGACUCGUGCUGACGCAGAUUUACCUGUAUGAGAAGAACAUGUUGCACCAAGUGACGACAGCUUUUUCGGGUGACGUGGUACUGGACGAGAAUGUAGUGAUGCUCGAUGACGCUGAAGCGGACGUGAAACUCGCGUGUGUGGGCGACGGCAAGCUGUUCUUGAAGUCCCAAUCGAACGCGACGCUUGGUUCAUUGGACGUGGAAGUUAUGGGCGCCGGCCUGGUGCAACUCGAGAUUCCUUCGGUGAGUCUUGAGAUGAAACUGGACGUGGAAGUCGCAGGUACCGGUGUCGUCGCGUUGAUAACGGACGACUUAACGGCGGACGAUGUCAAGUGCACGCUUUCCGGCUCGGGCGACAUUGUGGUAGACACGAGCAAUUUGGAUGCCCGGAAGCUUCAGGCUUCAGUGUAUGGCUCCGGUGUUGCCAGCUUUGCUACGGCGGGCUCUGUCGAGAAGGAGUCGUUGACUCUGUCUGGAUCCGGACAGCUGCUUGUUGGGUCGAUUGUGGCGGAAAAGGCGAAUGUGGACGUGUGGGGUAAUGGCGAGAUGCUCGUGCAGGUCACUGACAAGCUCACGGUUCUGACGUCGGUGUGGGGCAAGGUGGGCUACGUGAACGCGCCACCGACGGAGGUCAAGGUCAAGGGCUGGUGGUUUUGGCGUGAGACGAGCUCGAUUGUGCAUCCAGCGGCCGUGAACAAGGUUGCGGUGUAUGAGCCUGUGGCUGUACCAGCGAAGGUCCCGGUGCACUACACCAUCAAGACGGUGAAGUCGUUGCUAUCGGACGAGCCCAACUGCACAUUCACGGCGAGUGUGACGUCCGACGUGGCCGAUCUGAUGACGAUGUCGUUGUCAAAAGUGCAGCAGACUGACGCCACUUUGGCGGCUGCCAGUUCGGCUGAGACGCACAGCGUCUUUUACGCGUUCGUCGGUGUGGGUCUCAUUGUUGCGAAUGUGGCGGCUGCUCGAUCGUGGUCCGAGCGCCGAGCUCGUCGCCACUACACGCCUCUGCUGUAA
Messenger RNA from Hyaloperonospora brassicae, 2805 nucleotides. NCBI's taxonomy places the organism in Eukaryota, Oomycota, Peronosporomycetes, Peronosporales, Peronosporaceae. The record is from the annotation of a GenBank genome assembly.